AUGAGCCCUGUCGAACGUGUGGUGCGCUGGCGGCCGGCGAGACGACGCGUCGCGGGACGAAUGAGUGGUGGGAAGGGCGCGGCGCGCGCAGCGAGGGUGCUGUCGGGGGGCUGCGGCGCGGAGAGGCUGCGGGCGGGGGGAGGGUUAGGCUGCGGGUGGGGGAGGCGGUGCGCGGGGGAGGGGGCACGCGCGCGCCACCGAGCGGCGAACAGGUGGCCGCCGCGCCGGCCGGUUCUCCGCGCCCGCACCCCACCGAUAUUACUCUACACAGGAUUAACUUUAUUACACCGUACCCGACAUAAAAGCACACAACCAAGCCCGCCCACUACCCAGCAAGGCUGGACUCCCGAAAUCGCGAGCGCCCAGCAGGACCGAACG
Iphiclides podalirius (scarce swallowtail) is the source of this 378-nucleotide messenger RNA. The record is from the annotation of a GenBank genome assembly. NCBI's taxonomy places the organism in Eukaryota, Metazoa, Arthropoda, Insecta, Lepidoptera, Papilionidae.